Messenger RNA from Brenthis ino (lesser marbled fritillary), 3795 nucleotides. NCBI's taxonomy places the organism in Eukaryota, Metazoa, Arthropoda, Insecta, Lepidoptera, Nymphalidae. The record is from the annotation of a GenBank genome assembly.
AUGUGCUACCGUACUGGUAUUUUCGUAUUAUUACUGCUGCUAUUAUCCUUGGAAUCCAGGGAUUGCUCUGCUAGUAUACAAUAUGAGGUACCACACAAAAUUUCUUUUAACACCGUACAAGCAUGGGCGGUUAAACUUGGUACAGAAUUAUACCAUUUUGGUGAAUUUAUCACCAGAAAGAAAGAAGUACAAGACAGCUUCAAGUCUGCCCAAAUCGAAUCUAGAGAUGGAGAAAAGUUAGUUCAAAAUAUGGCAGACGACAUACGAGCAAUGAUGGAAUUAAAGAUUAGUGCCGUUAAACGUAUAGUAGAAGCAGCUGAAAACAUGGCAUUUGAUAAACAAAACGAACCAGUACCAGAAGAUUUUCAGUUUUAUAACAGCAAAGAAAUGGAAGAUCCCUUAGAAGAUCAAUCAAUGACAACAACACCUGAACCAGAAUUUAGCAUGGAGUAUUGGAUCAAUAGACCGCCAUCAAAAAAUGCACACCUACAGCAAAACCAUCAUUUUUCUAAUAUACCCGUUAACACUAAUUUUAGUAGUGUGCAUGUCCCAACAAAUGUUUAUACUUGGGCACCUGAUGUCAUCAAAGGUAUUCACUGGUCAGAAGGCUUAGAUACGCACUUUAUAAAUAAUUACCAAAGCGAUCCCACAUUGUCUUGGCAAUAUUUUGGUAGUUCUACAGGAUUCAUGAGACAUUAUCCAGCAAUGAAAUGGCGUGCAGACCCAGUUGAUAUUUAUGAUUGUCGUACGAGAGCAUGGUAUAUGGAAGCUGCGGCAAGUCCUAAAGAUGUCGUUAUACUAGUAGACCGUAGCGGAUCCAUGACAGGCCAAAGAAGAGAUAUAGCUAAACAUGUGGUCACUAAUAUUUUAGAUACACUUGGUAACAAUGAUUUUGUGAGCGUAAUGACUUUUGCUGAUACUGUGGAAGAAAUCGUACCUUGUUUUGAAGAUUCUCUUGUCCAAGCAACGUUAGCAAAUCUACGUGAAUUAAAAUUAGCACUAGACAAUUUCGAAACGAUGGAAAUAGCAAAUUUUUCAGCGGCUUUGACUAGGGCAUUCGAAUUACUUGAAAUUUAUAGAAACAACAGUGGAGGAGCUAACUGUAAUCAGGCUAUCAUGCUUGUUACCGAUGGUGUUCCAUACAACUACAAGGAGCUAUUUGAAAGAUACAAUUGGAAGUACGAGACCCCGGUGCGAGUGUUCACAUAUCUGAUAGGUCGCGAGGUAAAGGUGGCGGACGUCAGGGAAGUGAAAUGGAUGGCUUGUGCUAAUAGAGGAUUUUACGUACAUCUAAGUACGUUAGCAGAGGUACGGGAGAGAGUGUUGGAGCAUGUAAAUGUUCUGGCAAGACCUUUAGUCUUGCAGCGUGAAAAACAUCCCAUUGUAUGGACUCCUGUUUAUGCCAACGUAACGGAUCCUAAAGUAGCAGAUUACUUGUGGGAACAGCGAGAAAGGGCAGAGCAAAAAGAAAGAUUUAUGAGUCAACGUCGGGAUAAAGUUCUUUUUAAUUCCGAAAAAGAACAGAAUAGAAGGUGGAGGAUAACGCAGAUGAAACAGGGUCAGUAUAGUGAACUCGGAAAUUCUCAAUAUCAACUGAUGACGUCAGUAUCAAUGCCAGUUUAUGAUUUACGACACAACGAGAACAUCACAGAGAAUGUACUGAUAAAUGAAGCUUACUGGGUAUCAGUUACAAAAGAGAUGCGUAUUGCUAGAUUGCUUGGAGUCGCUGGAACUGAUGUACCUCUUUCUGAAAUUCAGGCGUUAAUGACCCCUUAUAAGGUUGGAGUAAACGGUUAUGCGUUUAUGGUAACAAAUAAUGGAUAUAUACUUAUUCAUCCAGAUUUAAGACCUGUCUUUCAACAAAUUUUAAAACCAAGUUACAACAGUGUAGACAUGAUUGAGGUGGAAUUGUUUGACGAUGACAGAUCCCCUAGAAAUUUCAGUAAAGAAUUAACAGCGUUAAGAAAAGAAAUUAUAGAUCAGAAAACUGGAAAUAAAUUGAUGAACAUUAAAUAUCAUAUGGAAGACAUGAAACGAGUAUCACGAGGCAAAAGACAUUACUUUUGGACUGGAAUAAGCGAUUCACCGUUUACAUUAGUAGUAUCUAUUCCUGAAAACUACGGUCGCCACCGAAUAACGCCACCGCCUACGGAUGAUAUUCAUCGACUCUCGUUAACGUCUAAAAAUAUAUCGGCUCGUCAAUAUUUAUCAGAUAAAUGGAGCGUUCAUCCCGAUUGGUUGUAUUGUCGUCAUUACGAGCGCACUUUUGCUUCGCCGGAAGAUGAGCUAUUGUAUUUCUUGGAGAGGGUCGCGAAGCCCGGUUGGCGUUGGCCGGCGAAGCCUCGUCCUCCGGAGCAUCACAAAAAUAAGGGACACGAGCGGCAUAACGAAGGAAUUGACGCAAGAGAAAGAAAUAAAGCUCCCAAUCUUACCCCGCGAAAUGAAUACUAUUGUGAUCAUGGAUUAAUGCAGGCUCUGGUUUACGAUGCAAGGAACACGGCGUGGUUCAACAAGAGUAUUUCUGAAUCUGCGUCUGAUGAUAAGGCGGCCGAGUUUAUACAACGAUUCGGGUACAUAGUGGCAUUCCUUGCGACACACAGUGGACUCACGCGCUGGCAAACUCAUCCUCCGAAGGACCAUGAUGACAAGGCUGAAUUUGGCAAGCAAUGGCCACGAGCAAUAGAUGAAGUGUGGUAUCGUCGAGCCGUCGAGCAACAUUACGUGGACCCCUUGAGUUUUGUAUACAGUGUCGAUCUUAGCACGGACAAAUUCCCAUUGAAUGUCUCAUCGGCGAUGGUGACAGCUGCGCAUGCUGUUUUCCAUGGAGAUGGACACAGAAAGGCACCAGCAGCAGUUGUUGGAUUCCAGUUUAAGCAUGAAAGAUUGAGCGAGUGGUUCGACAAUAUAACAUCUUCGUGUGAACAUAAUAAAGAAUGUGUCACUUGCCAAUCAUCGGAAAACUGGGAUUGUUAUUUAGUGGAUAGCAAUGGAUGGAUCGUCGUAAGCAAAGACUCCAAUCAAACUGGGCAGUUCUUUGGGAAAAUAAGACCGGAUAUUAUGAUGAGGCUUGUUGAAGAAGAUGUUUAUAAAGCUGUCCAUAUUAUCGACUAUCAAGCGGUGUGCUUCCGGGAGAAAAAAAUUACAAAUCCUGCAUCUACACUAUUAACGCCUCUUGAAAAUUUACGUCUCAUUAUGGUAUGGUUCCUCACAACCACCCUGUGGCUCUAUAACUCGAUAGCGGUUGGUUCAGCACAGGCCUCGAGUUACUCAUUCGACUACGACUUUGUUACACCCACUGUGGCCUACCAGAAUUACGAAAAUGAUGAAGACACAGACGAUCCUUCGAUGUCGAAACCACCCUCACGAAUGCUAGAAAGAGAUUUUGAGAAACUCGUACUUAUAAAUAGAACUCGACCAACUCCUUGUGACAGGGAGAUGUUUUUAUACCAAUUGGAUUAUAAGAAUCUAGAUGAAAAACUGAAUAAACCUAUGCGAGGAUGUGAAAGACCGUUUUAUGUGCAAUUAGUCAAUUACACGAACAUGUUGUUAAUAGUGGUGGACGCAAUCUGCCCUCAAAAGGAAAUGUCCUCGUUGUCAAUCGAUGCUACAGAAGUUCAAUAUAAUGAAUCGCUGCCCUGUUUGAAACAUAUGCAUCCACUUUAUAGGAAGCAGCCUAAUUCGUGCAUCCGAAAUCAUACUGAGGAAAGCAAUAUUGACAUGUGUGGACGAGGUAGUUUACCGCAUAGAAACCUGCUUUGGGUGCCUCUAGCCUUCUUUACAUUUCUUCGGUAUUUG